AUGUCAACUGAUGAACUUGGAGGAAAACCCGAAAUAGCCAUAAAAAGCCAGUCCCAAGAAGAGCAGUAUUUUGGUAAACCCAGUUGGACUGACUAUUCGGAUGCAUAUUGCUUCACACCUAAACGUCCUCACAUCAAUUUGGAGCCAUUGUUUGACCGCCUCCGGCUCUCUCCAACCUUUCCCAUGGGUGUGCAAGAAGAGCCCUCCGAGGAAUUCGGUCGUCUGGCAUGCGCAGCGUGUGGCCAAUCCAACGCAACCUAUGAAGUGUGA
This is a messenger RNA of Opisthorchis viverrini, 270 nucleotides long. RefSeq lists its product as hypothetical. The record is from RefSeq and is a predicted model, not a curated record. NCBI's taxonomy places the organism in Eukaryota, Metazoa, Platyhelminthes, Trematoda, Opisthorchiida, Opisthorchiidae. Bases 1 to 270 code for a protein of 89 amino acids. The transcript has 2 exons.